AUGCUAAGACAUCCUAACCACCGUACUUCAACAUCACCACCAAGCCGGAAGACACGCUCAUUUCCAACGGAAAAAGAGCAGCUUAGUGUCAGUCCGACUAAAGCCGAGAUCACGAGAACAGUUACAAAAGCCAAAGCGCUCGCUACUGCAGCCGAGGCUGUGUUGCUGCUUCUCAAAGAUCCUACCAUCAAACAUUCAGAUGAUAUUGAUGAAAAGACUGUACGAUCCGCGGCAUCUCUUGUCUUUCAAAUGAAGGCAGUGGUAGCCAAGAUCGAAGACUUCGAUUUAUACAUCUACAACAAGUUCCAAAAGCCCGAACUAAAAGAUUCACCGGAUAGAGAAACUCUCUUCCGAGACGUUACGAACACGCUCCUUGGAAGCGGAGCAGACAGUUCUCAAAAGAAACUUGCUGCUCAAAUUGCUGAAAUGGAGUCAGUUCUAAUGGGCUAUGGACAAACGCUGAGCAGUUUCCAACCAAGCAACCAGCCCCAAGAUCCGCAAGUAAGCGAUCCGCGGGAUGAGAUGGAGAACUACAUCAACGAGCCGCACCUCAGUCAGAAGACUAUUAACUUGGUCGACGAGAUGCCAUGCUCUAUCGAGUCUCCAGCUAGCUCGCGUACGAUAACCUCUUCUCAAAGCCGAGACUUAUCAAUGAUGUUUUCCGACAGUGCGUUCCCAAAUCGCACCAAGGAACUUCAGCAAAGUCUGAUAGCAGAGAACCGCGGGUUGCAAGAGGAAAAUGCGAAGCACUUUCAUGCUCAAUACGAAGAAAGUCAGAGACGACUUGCUCUUGAAAUGAAGGAUCAAACAUUUCCUCUAAGAGAAAAUGUCCAGGAAACACCGUUCUUUCGUUCAGCAAAUCAGAUCAAUAAUCUGAAUAUUGAGCCAGAAACAGCUGAAACACCAAACGCUACAAAUCGUCUUGAUAUGAACGAUCUAAUGAAUGCUUUCCUAAGUAUAUCUCAAAAUCAGCGUAUUGGUGCACACAUCCAUGAAAGAGAUGAGUCUGUCAGGUCCCGAGCAACUAGCAGAAGAACCCAGGCCAGAAGGUCAGCCCGUUCUGAGUCGAGCUACGUGCGGAGAUACGAACGCGAUGAAUCUUCCGAAUCGGAAGACGAAUCUAACCAUCCGGUACCAUUUCGUACCGCGACGAUCCGCCGCAACAGAUCUCUCAGCCCAGAGCCAACGCCUCGUAAAAAUGGUCUGAAAAUCGAAACAAGACUAAAAUUUCUGCAAAAGUUCGACGGAACCAAUGACUUAGAUCUUUUCCAAACACUCUUCACCAAAUUUAUCCUAAACGACGAUGAACUGAGUCCAGAAGAAAAACGCGCUGUGCUGAUGAACCACAUCACUGGUCCAGCUACAAUUUGUGUCUCGCACGCCAAAGACUCUAAGACUGCCAUUGCGGUAACAUUCAUAUCAUUGAAUAAAGUCUACGGAAAAGCGAAUAGCAAACAUAAUCUGCUCAAAAAGCUCGAAAGUUUACCAUUCCAUCAAACUGAUCCUGAAACAAUGCGUCAAGAUGCGGUCUCCUUAACAAACGUCUUACAACAACUGAAAGACAGAGGACUACCCGCGGAUGAUCACAUGACUAUGUGGGCGAUCGCUUGCAAACUCCCUGAGAAAAUGCAAAAGAGCUUAGCCAAAUACACUGUCAAAAUCGGUGGGGCAUUAACCCACGACCUGAUUCUUGACAGAAUCAGUCGAGACAUCGAAACGAUGGCAUUGGAACAAACCUAUAUCAGUCAACGCAAUUCCGAAGCAAAUGAGCUAUCGGAAUCAUACGUUACUACGAACUUGUCAAAUGUAAACUCGAGCAAGCACAGAACUCCCGCUCAGUUCAAUCAAAAUAAUCCGCGGGAAAGAGAACGCAAACUGGUAUAUGAUCCUGCACAAUUCCCAUUCGAAUACGUCGAUCCGGUCACGAAAAGUAAACUAGAAGGUUACUAUACUCCUGGAUCGAAGGGCGUGAAUCUCAAAAUCAUCAGCCGCACUUUCCCCCUUUCUGAAAAGGAACCAAGGCCGUGCAACGUGUGCCAAGGAGAUCACAAUGAGAUCCGCUGCACCCUCAAAAGCCACGAAUUCAGAGAGAUGUGCAAAAGGAAAGGACUAUGUCCAAUCUGUGCCAGGAAACAUGAUAUCACAGUUUGCGUUUAUCCAUACCGCUGUGGAUACUGUAAUGGAUUGCACCACUUGGGUGGUUGCCCACAGAAAGAGUUCUACAGAGACAAAAGGAACUAUCCAAAAGGAGCUCAGCCAGUGGCAACGCUUUAUCGUGCCAACAAGACUAACCAAUUGAAGUAA
This is a messenger RNA of Caenorhabditis remanei, 2304 nucleotides long. RefSeq lists its product as uncharacterized. NCBI's taxonomy places the organism in Eukaryota, Metazoa, Nematoda, Chromadorea, Rhabditida, Rhabditidae. The record is from RefSeq and is a predicted model, not a curated record. Bases 1 to 2304 code for a protein of 767 amino acids. The transcript has a single exon.